Messenger RNA from Anopheles stephensi (Asian malaria mosquito), 2737 nucleotides. It is a transcript of the gene Mcm6, whose product is annotated as DNA replication licensing factor Mcm6. The transcript has 4 exons. Lineage: Eukaryota; Metazoa; Arthropoda; Insecta; Diptera; Culicidae. The record is from RefSeq and is a predicted model, not a curated record. Bases 148 to 2598 code for a protein of 816 amino acids. Gene Ontology annotation, cellular component: nucleus; MCM complex. Gene Ontology annotation, molecular function: single-stranded DNA binding; single-stranded 3'-5' DNA helicase activity; ATP binding. Gene Ontology annotation, biological process: double-strand break repair via break-induced replication; mitotic DNA replication; DNA replication initiation.
ACUAGGGGGCGCUGAUGGUAGAAUAUGUCAACAAAUUUGGCGCGCUGUUGCUGCUUGCUUGUUGCUUGUUUGUGAUUCGUGAAAGAAGACACUUCGCUAACGAAAAGUGCUAUUAAACUGAAACAAUUAAACUUUUAGUCAAUUACCAUGGAUGUAGCAGAUGCGCAUGUUGGACAGCUUCGUGUUCGCGAUGAGGUGGGAGUGCGAUGCCAGAAAUUGUUCCUGGAUUUCCUCGAAGAGUUCAAGGAGGAUGGCGAGAUCAAGUAUCUGAAAACCGUGGUGGAUCUGGUGAAUCCUGACCGAUCUACGCUGGAGGUCAGUUUCGAAGAUCUGGAGAAGUACAACGAAACAUUGGCUACUGCGAUCAUUGAGGAGUAUUAUCGCAUCUUUCCCUAUCUGUGCCAAUCCGUUUCACAUUUUGUGCGCGAUCGGACAGAAUUGAAAAAGGCCAAAGAAUGCUACGUAUCGUUUGUCGAUGUACCUACGCGCCACAAGGUUCGUGAGCUCGGCACUUCCAAGAUUGGAACGCUGAUUCGCAUCUCUGGCCAGGUGGUACGCACGCACCCGGUCCAUCCCGAGCUGGUGUCAGGCACAUUCGUGUGUCUGGAUUGUCAGACGGAAAUCCGCGACGUAGAGCAGCAAUUUAAGUUCACGAAUCCAACUAUCUGCCGCAAUCCCGUGUGCGCCAAUCGCCGCCGUUUCAUGCUGGAAGUGGACAAAUCAUUGUUCAUUGAUUUUCAAAAGGUUCGCAUACAGGAGACGCAAGCGGAAUUGCCUCGCGGGUGUAUACCGCGUUCGGUAGAGGUGAUUUUGCGUGCAGAAAUGGUGGAAACUGUACAGGCGGGAGAUCGGUACGAUUUUACUGGAACGCUGAUCGUCAUACCGGAUGUGGGAGCACUGCAGCUGCCCGGAGCAAAGGCCGAGAUUGGGUCUCGGCACAAGCAGGGUGAUAAUGCCGCCGAAGGUGUGCGCGGGCUGAAGGCGCUGGGUGUGCGAGACUUGAACUACAAGAUGGCUUUCCUAGCCUGCUCGGUGCAAGUGACAUCCUCCCGCUUCGGUGGUACCGACUUGCCGAUGAGCGAAGUAACGUCGGAAGACAUGAAGAAGCACAUGACCGAUGCGGAAUGGUCAAAGGUGUACGAAAUGUCGCGCGAUCCCAGGCUGUACUCACACUUGAUCAACAGCCUGUUCCCAUCGAUCUACGGAAACGACGAGGUGAAACGGGGAAUUCUGCUGAUGCUGUUCGGAGGGGUCGCCAAAACUACGCAAGAGAAAACGACUCUUCGUGGUGACAUCAACGUGUGCAUUGUGGGCGAUCCAAGUACGGCAAAAUCGCAGUUCCUGAAGCAAGUGUCCGAUUUUUCUCCGCGUGCAGUUUAUACGUCGGGAAAAGCGUCGUCUGCUGCCGGUUUGACGGCGGCCGUAGUACGAGAUGAGGAAAGUUUCGAUUUUGUCAUCGAAGCCGGAGCACUUAUGCUGGCGGACAAUGGCAUUUGCUGUAUCGAUGAGUUCGACAAGAUGGACCCGCACGACCAGGUUGCGAUUCACGAGGCCAUGGAACAGCAAACGAUUUCCAUUGCCAAAGCGGGCGUGCGAGCCACACUGAAUGCCCGUACCUCGAUUUUGGCCGCUGCCAAUCCAAUCGGUGGCAGAUACGAUCGGUCGAAAUCGCUGCAGCAAAACAUUCAGCUGACGGCUCCGAUUAUGUCGCGUUUCGAUCUGUUUUUCAUUCUGGUAGACGAAUGCAACGAGGUGGUCGAUUAUGCUAUCGCAAGAAAGAUUGUAGACCUUCACUCGCAUAUCGAAAACCGCGUUGAGCAGGUGUACUCGCGUGAGGAUGUGCUGCGGUACAUAAUGUUUGCUCGGCAGUUCAAGCCCGUAAUCAAACCGGAAGCGAUGGAGCUGCUGGUUGAAAACUACGGACACUUGCGACAGCGCGACACUGGAACGACUGGCAAGAGCACCUGGCGAAUUACUGUCCGGCAGCUGGAAAGUAUGAUUCGGCUGAGUGAAGCGAUGGCCAAAAUGGAAUGCAGUGAGGUGGUGACGGAACAGCACGUGAAAGAAGCCUACCGAUUGCUGAACAAGUCGAUCAUCCGAGUCGAGCAGCCGGACAUACACCUCGACGAUGAGGAAGGAGAGGAAGGCGAAAACAUUAUGGACACUGGUGAGAGUACACCAGGAGACACGCAGGAAGAUACACAAGGAACGAACGGAACGGGAGAAAACGGGCACGACGAAGUGCACGUCACGAAGAAGAAGCUGACACUUUCUUUCGAGGAGUACAAAAAUCUGUCCAACAUGUUGGUGAUUCACAUGCGCAACGAGGAGAGUCGCUUUGAGUCGGAAGAGCUCGAGCAGGAGGGAAUCAGCAAAACGCAGCUAAUCAACUGGUACCUUGGACAGGUUGAGGAUCAGCUGGAAUCGGUGGAGGAACUGACGGAGCGCAAGAUUUUGAUCGAAAAGGUGAUCGAUCGAUUGAUUUAUCAUGAUCAAGUAAUCAUACCACUAAAGAAGUCCGGACUCGAUGAAAAGGGACCGUCCGAGGACGAAGAUGUGCUGCUGGUGGUUCACCCUAACUACAUUGUGGAAAGCUAAUUUCAUGAGCCUCGACGCAUCGGUUUGUCCAUCAACAUUCUCUCUUAGUUUAGCGUUUUCUAGUAAGUAAGAGCGUGUUUCAUUUUGCUUUUUUAUACCAUAUGAACAAUAAAACUUAACAAUUAUGCCAGUAAGUUAA